This is a messenger RNA of Penicillium coprophilum, 807 nucleotides long. RefSeq lists its product as uncharacterized. NCBI's taxonomy places the organism in Eukaryota, Fungi, Ascomycota, Eurotiomycetes, Eurotiales, Aspergillaceae. The record is from RefSeq and is a predicted model, not a curated record. Bases 1 to 807 code for a protein of 268 amino acids. The transcript has 2 exons.
AUGUCACUCACUACGCGCUUCUCAUUUCUCACUCUUAUCGCCCUCGCAAUCUCAGCCCUAGCCGCCGACAGCAUCCUCCCCACAUCGGCCUCCAGUAAAUUCCCGCAAUGCGGCCUGUCCUGCAACACCCUGACAGUCGCGCAGACUUCAUGCGAAGCAGGCGAAGCCUCAACCUGGACCUCAUGCUUCUGCCAGUCAGCCCUGCUCACCGGCCUUAAAUCCUCCGGCAGCAUCUGCUCUGCCUGCAGCGCCGCCGACCAAACCACUCUCUCAACCUGGUACAAUAACUACUGCAACUCUGGUGGCAAGGAUACAUCCGACACCGACACCAACGCUAAUACCGAAACCACAACUACCAAGACCUCCCCCGACCCAGCCUCUACAUCUGAUACCUCGAAAUCGGAAUCCGGCUCCAGCGGAAACACGAACAAAACCCCCGCCGCCACGGAGGAGAAGGAGUCAUGGUGGAGUUCCCACUACCGCUGGAUCAUUAUGCUCAUAGUUCUGGUCGUCGGAUUCACCCUCAUCGCCGUACUCGGCGUAUGGCUCAAGCGCCGCCACGAGGCGAGACGACCGCAUCUUUACGGUGGCGGUAGCAGCGGCAUGCUGAGCGUCCCGCCUGCUCCACGCGAUGCCGCCUGGGGCUCGGGUCCGGCGCCGCUGCCUGUGGGCGGUCUUGCUGCCGACUCUCUCGCCAGUAGCUCACGCUCUACGAUGGCGAAGACCAGUACUCCCGUCCCCGGGGCUCGGACACGAUUGACGAAGAUCGAACAGGACUCUGGGGAUGUGGAGAUUCGGCAGGUUUAG